Molecule: messenger RNA, 459 nt
Organism: Eptesicus fuscus (big brown bat)
Lineage: Eukaryota; Metazoa; Chordata; Mammalia; Chiroptera; Vespertilionidae
Product: immunoglobulin iota chain-like
Exons: 2
Coding region: 1-459 (152 amino acids)
Biological process (GO): immunoglobulin production; immune response
Source: RefSeq, a predicted model, not a curated record
AUGUCCUGGGCUCCUGUCCUGCUGGCGCUCCUCGCCUACCUCACAGGUUGUGGCCCUCAGCCAGUGCUGGAUCAGCCACCUUCUGUGUCCUCGCCCCUUGGAACCACAGUCCGUCUGGCCUGCACGUUGAGCAGGGACCAUGAUGUCAGCAUUUAUAGCAUCUUCUGGUACCAGCAGAGGCCCGGACACCCUCCCAGAUUCUUGCUGAGAUAUUUCUCCCAUUCAGACAAGAAACAGGGCCCCAAGGUCCCUCCACGCUUCUCUGGAUCCAAAGAUGUGGCCGAGAACACGGGGUAUUUGAGCAUCUCUGAGCUGCAGCCUGAGGAUGAGGCUCUGUACUACUGUGCUGUGGGCACCCAGAGAUGGGAGAGGGAGAAGAUGGAGAUGGAGAACGAGGAAGAGAAGGAGCCUGCUGCUUCAGUGUCCCAGGCACCCCCGGACACACUCACCGUGAACUGA